CAAAGACAGCGUUCAACAAGAUAACACAUUUUCAAAGGCUUGCGCUUCUGAGUUGCAUUGACAUGAUCCAUUGUAUUAUUUGAAAAUAAUAACGCCAUUGAAGCGGUGCUCUCGACGCGAUUUGGUUACAUCACGCGACGGAAGCUUCAUAGUGUCGAGCUUGCCCUUGUUCAACACCAUAAGCUGAAACGGAGAUGCCAAUACUAUAACCAAGAUGAGCCGCUAUCUCACUCCAUCCAAAGUUGCACUACUGUGCCUCAUCUCCAUCUACACAGAUGGAGUGGUCCCGAACUCCUCCGCCAUCCAUGUCCUCUCUUUCCUGGUAUCGUGUCUAUUCCCCAUAGAAGACACGGGAAUCUCCACGUCAAAGAAAUGGGAAACAGACGCCACAGUCUCAAUCUCAGAUUUAGAGAAGAUCCUUUCCGCGCAACCAUCCUCUGUCCCGGGACGUUCGGUAUGGGAUCUGUUCCUCAGGAAGAUCUGGUCCCUCGAUUCCUGCGAUGCACUCGAGGUCUUCUUCGCGGGUAUCUCCAAAAUGCUAGUCAAGACCCGUGAAGAGCAGAUACGUGAUAGAGACAAUGGCCUUGCUCCUGAACCUGAAAUGGGCCCUAUGCGACUUUCGAGGAACUCGCCUCUGGGCACGUUUGUGAGAAGAGCUCAGCUUGAAUUCACGAGACUUCAGUUUCAUGACUCGGUUAAGCUAUGGAAAGGCUUUGUUAAGUAUCGUUUGCCGACAUACCGCGUUUGGGCGAAGAAGAAUCCGUCGAGCGAACAGGCUUCUAUCGAUAUGAAUCUUCUUGAGCUCCAACUGGAUGAAAAUAGUUAUCUUGCUCAGGUUGUGUACGGUAAUAUGGAUGAUGACACGGAAUAUGAAAGGAACGUUAGCACUAGAGAUGUGGAGCGUUUAUUGGAGUUUCAGAUUGGCGAGUUGCAGAGACUGGGCGGAAGAGUUCCGGACGAGAUGAAAGCGCAAUUAGAACGCAUCCUAUCAUCAGGAGUGACACUUCCCAACUUGACCCACUAUCUCAAAUUCCUCGAUGCCUGGAGAGCAGGAGACUAUCCAUCAUCAUUCGACAACCUCCAUCGUUACUUCGACUAUACCAUGCACAGCCGUGACCGGAGCGCGUACCAAUAUGCGCUGCUUAACCUGGCUAUCCUUCAAGCUGACUUCGGUUGUCAUGGAGAAGCGGUUUCUGCUAUGCAGGAGGCUGUUUCCAUUGCACGAGAAUCCCACGACGUGAACUGCCUGAACUUCUGCAUGAGUUGGCUGUAUCAUUUUGGCAAAGCAUUCCCGGAGCAGAUGAAGGAUGUCCAGAAUACGGGUAUGCUUGGUAAUGAGAAAGAAGGGCUUGCGUUCUUGAAGGCCAAGGCCAAGGAAACUGAGAUGUGGAGUUUAUUGAGCACUACGUUGUUGAGUGAAGCUAAACUCGAGAUGCAAAACGGAGAGAGCCUUGCUUCGGCUAUCGAGAAUAUGGUCCGAGCAUCGCAUUUGAAUGUCACCAAGAACCAUGUGAGCUCCAUGGGGCCGCAACUACUUCUGCAAACUGCACUUUAUGCGCGGAUAGGGGUUACACAUCUCUCAUGGCUGAGCAGUGAAAUCUUCCGAGAAUGUUAUGCGAAUAAUGCACCAUUCGAAGACUACCUCAGAAGCACCUUUCGAAAUUGUCAGCUGCUAGCCCAACAGGGCCGGUAUCGUGACGUGUCGGCUUUGAUGAAACAAAUCGCACCCGAGAAACUACGCUCGCUCAAAGCAAACCAACAAUGGACUUGUUUCUCAGGAAUUUUACAAUUACAGCGCCAAAUCUACCGCGACGACAAAGUAGCAGCCGACCACCUCGUUACCCAACUCCAAUCCAUCCACCUCCCCGACAGCGAUAUUUCCCCUCUAAUCUCCUUUCUCACUAUUGAACACCAAAUCCGCCAAGGCAAUUAUAGCCAAGCCCUUGAAACCGUCGAAAAGGCCGCCCAAACAAUGCACCAAGACAACUUCGACAUCCACUUCCAAGUCAAACUCCUUUGCCUGAAAGCCCGCAUCCUCGAGAAAACCGAUCAGCCACAGCGCGGCUUCUCGCUGGCCAUGCGGGCAGCAAGUAUCGCGCACGGCUCGCGACUCCUCCCGGGUCUCUGGGAAGCUAUCUGCGUGCUGGGAGGGGUUUUGCUGAGUCUGAGCGAGUUCGAGGCUGUUUCUGAACUUGUCGAGAGUAUUAUGCCGCGGGUUCUGGAGACGGAUGAUUGUGAUCUUGCGGCAAGGGCUUAUUCGCUGCUUGUGGAUGCAAAUAUGGGCAUUGCGGGGGUUAUGUGGAGUCAAGGGCAGGGGAAUACACCUGCGCGGAAGGAGUUUGUGAACCGCGCACUGGGGUAUAUUGAUUUUGUGUAUGAUCAGUACGAGGAGAUUGAGGAUAUACAGGGGCAGUGUGAGAUGAUGGCGAAGAAGGCUACGGUUAUGCAUCUUACGGGGGAUUUGGUGCUAGCUAAUGAUUAUGCGGCGAAGUAUUUAGAUCUGAGGAAGCAGUGUGCUAUUGAAGUCUAGAUUAUAUGAUGAUCUUGUCCCAAGUAUCAUGAUAUCCUCUUGUUUAUUGGUUUCAAUGUCUGCAAAACGGACGAAUGCCUGAGCUCGAAUUACUAAUGCUGACCGGGACUUCUUAAUCAUAUGAUCCAAUUUGACAUCCAUGGAAUGCGCCGGCUCAUAUAAACAGAAUCAGAAUUGAUGUAUGAUUGUUCGAACCGAUAUGAAGAGUAAAAUUCUAGUAACAAAAGAAAACUGUAGAUUAACAGUGUUGCUAAUUCCUCUUCAAUUCGUAAUGAAAGCCUCCCAUGCUCAAUUCUGGCUACAUUCUCCUGGAAUCUUUUUCGAUAAAUAUACAUGUAUCCUUCUGUCUAGAUCCGAGAUUCGAGAAGGCUGCCACUGGAUGCGCUCAUGUUGGGAAUAAUUUAAGUGGGCUUGUCCUUGUUGUGGUAGUUGACGCUCGAGUUCCAG
This is a messenger RNA of Aspergillus ruber CBS 135680, 2977 nucleotides long. Its product is annotated as putative anaphase-promoting complex subunit Apc5. NCBI's taxonomy places the organism in Eukaryota, Fungi, Ascomycota, Eurotiomycetes, Eurotiales, Aspergillaceae. Gene Ontology annotation, biological process: protein K11-linked ubiquitination; positive regulation of mitotic metaphase/anaphase transition; anaphase-promoting complex-dependent catabolic process. Bases 215 to 2530 code for a protein of 771 amino acids. The record is from RefSeq and is a predicted model, not a curated record. Gene Ontology annotation, cellular component: anaphase-promoting complex. Gene Ontology annotation, molecular function: protein binding. The transcript is spliced from 7 exons.